Mixia osmundae IAM 14324 is the source of this 1935-nucleotide messenger RNA. Its product is annotated as glycoside hydrolase family 47 protein. The transcript has 13 exons. The record is from RefSeq and is a predicted model, not a curated record. Gene Ontology annotation, molecular function: mannosyl-oligosaccharide 1,2-alpha-mannosidase activity; calcium ion binding. The coding region runs from base 1 to 1935 and encodes 644 amino acids. Gene Ontology annotation, biological process: carbohydrate metabolic process; N-glycan processing. Gene Ontology annotation, cellular component: endoplasmic reticulum; membrane. NCBI's taxonomy places the organism in Eukaryota, Fungi, Basidiomycota, Mixiomycetes, Mixiales, Mixiaceae.
AUGUCUCUCCGACAGCGCACGAACGCAACAUCUGCUCGAAGCAAGGAAGCAGAUCACGACACAAGCGAACAGAUAGACGCUCACAACGCAGCCAUUCGUGCACGCAACGCGCACUAUCGCAAGCGAGCGCAAACACCGCUGAAGCAGCGAUUGAAGGAUGACGCUGCGCGCAAUUUGGCAAUCCUUGCAGGACUUGCUGUCGUCUGCCUCUUUAUAGGCAUCAGAGCCGGAGAGGUACAUUUGCCAGCAUGGUUGGGUAGUCAUGGAGCUGCCAAGGUUGUCAAGCUUCAGCCAGGCGAUGCGUCACACCCACGUAAAGGCGCAAAGACGAGCCUGUUCAACUUGCAGCCUGUCGAAGCUACGCCUGCUUUCAGCGAGGACACUGAGCGGCUCUCGGCUGUCACGAAUGCCUUCAAACAUUCGUACUCGGCGUAUGAGCGUGAUGCCUGGGCCUGCGAUAAUUAUCAUCCCUUGCCGUCAAAGUCAAACGUAGGCGGACUUGGAGGCGGCAGCAAUCUGACUUCGUCGGGUGGCAUCGGCUACUUCAUUCUGGACACACUUGACUUCCUGUACAUGCUUGACCUGAAGCCAGAGAUCGAACGCGCAAAGACGUGGCUGCGAGAUUUGCACACAUUCGAUGUCGAUGAUCGCUUCCACGCUUUCGAGGUGACCAUUCGAUGUCUUGGCGGGCUUCUAUCUGCAUACCACCUCUCUGGUGGCGAGGCAAUAUACCUGGAAAAAGCAAAGGAGCUCGGUGAUCGCUUAUUGCCUGUCUUCGAUACGCCAUCUGGCAUUCCUGCGAGCUUUAUCAACCUGAAGACUGGGCAAGCGAUAUAUGACUUUGACAACUACAACAUGUCCUCCCUUGCAGAGGCAGGGACUUUGCAGCUCGAGUUUCGAUAUCUCUCGGAAUUGACAGAAGAUCCCAUCUAUUGGGAAAAAGCUGAAAGGGCAACCAGCCAGAUCGCAAAGCAGGCUGCGGACAUGGACAUGGGCCUGCCCUUUUAUCUGGAUCCCAAUACUGGAGAAUUCAGAAUUUCUGAUAUACGUCUCGGCUCGCGGUCAGACUCGUACUACGAAUAUCUGCUUAAGCUCUACCUACAAUCGGAUCGCACAGACGAGCGCUAUCGAAAAUACUGGGAUCACUCGCUCGAGGUCAUAGCAAAGACACUGAUCAAUAUCACGCCGCGGCACAAGCUGCUCUAUACCCAAGAGCUGAUACCGCAACGUGACCUCAAAUCAGGUGGCAUCAACCUUGCAACGUCACCCAAGCAGGAUCAUCUCGUUGCAUUCCUCCCAGGCUUGAUCAUGCUCGGCGUCACCGAAGGACAGCCAGACGCCAUCCCAGCCGAUACUGGCUCGUUCGAUGAGAAACAAGAAGUCAGCUGGCAAAUCGGCACGAACCUGUUGCAGACUUUCGCGACAACGUACUUUCAGAGCAGAACAGGACUGAGCCCCGAAAUUGCGUUCUUCUAUACAAAGGAGGAGAUCGAGCAGAAGAAGGACCGUCGCGAUUGGUACAUCGCGAAGCGUCAACCCGCGAGGCCCGGCUUCACGCCUGAUCCACCUGGAGAUGCGAAAAACAUGCUGAGGCCAGAGACAGUCGAGUCGCUGUUCCUUGCAUACCGACAGACGGGCGAUCCAAAGUAUCGAGAAUGGGGCUGGAAGAUCUUUGAGGCAUUCGAGAGGCAUGCAAAGAUCAAGACGGGCGGCUAUGCGACAGUACGUGACGUGGACGAGCUGCCGGUGCAACACGAGAACCGAAUGGAGACUUUCUGGCUCAGCGAGACGCUCAAGUAUCUCUAUCUGCUCUUCGCGGACGCGAGUGUUUUGCCGCUCAACGAGAACGUCUUCAACACAGAGGCGCAUGUCUUGCCAGUCUUCACACCAAAGGUCACAAACUUCCACGAGGUGGACGACGCGUUCGUACUGUGA